AUGAAUGGCCACGGUGAAAAGCCGCCUAAUAAACACAAAUCCGAUGCCAUCGCGAUCGAAAAUGGAUCGAUUUUGUAUGGAAUGGAAAUAAAGAAGGAGCAAACCAUCAAACAAGAGACUGGAAGCCCCGACGAAAUAUUGAUGAUGUCGCGGUCAGCACACACAGCCAUUGGAUCACUUCACAAUUCGAUUGGCCGUACAGAAGUGAAUGACAGCGACGUUUGCUUCGAUUUCUACGAUCGAAACGAGGUAAAAUCGGAAGUAAAGAUUGAAAAGGUUAAGGAUGAGGCAAAUCAAGUUCCACGGAAAAACUCUGACGAAAAUCAAAAGCCACAAAGCAAUGUGAAGAAGAACAAUUCUGUAUCAAAAUCAAGUAGAUCAAGUGAUGGUGCGGCAAAGAAAAGAUCAGCCAAAACCGGGGAAGAGGGCACAGCAAACAGUUUCGGUAGCAAGAAGAAACCAGCUGAAGGCAAGGCAAAUGGAAAGCGACACAAAUGUUCAUUGUGCGAUUAUGACACCAACUUUUCAGCCGAUUUGAAGAAACACAUGCUCAAGCACACCGGCGAACGACCAUUUCCAUGCAGCGUCUGCCAGAAGCGAUUCACCCAAAAACAACAUCUCCAAUCGCACAUGAAAACACACGUCGAUGAAUUUCUGUUCAGCUGCUCAAAUUGUUCGCAAGGAUUUCAUCGCAGCGAGGAGAAGGUGGAACAUGAAUCUGGUUGCAAGGUUCGUCGCCACGAGUGUCAUCUCUGCAAGGAAUUCUCUACUUUGAAUAAGACGAAAUUGAAACGUCAUCUGCGCGUGCAUACUGGCGAGAGACCAUUCGAAUGCGAUCAAUGCUUGAAAAGAUUCAAUCAAUCAAGUGCCUUAAAACGUCACCGCAAAUCCCACGCUAAUUCUCGUCCAUUGAAAAUCAAGUGUUCAUCUUGCUUCAAGAGCUUCGCACAACAGAAGGAAAAAGACGAUCACGAAGCCAACUGCAAGCAACGCGGAUACCGAUGCGAUUUGUGCAAGAGCUACACAACUGAUCAAAAAACAAAUUUGAUGAACCACAUGCGAAUCCACACUGGCGAAAAGCCAUUCCGAUGUGAAAUUUGCGCAAAGUACUUCUCACAAAAGGCAAAUCUCAACCAACACAAGAAGGUUCACAAGUAG
Molecule: messenger RNA, 1158 nt
Organism: Sitodiplosis mosellana (orange wheat blossom midge)
Lineage: Eukaryota; Metazoa; Arthropoda; Insecta; Diptera; Cecidomyiidae
Product: gastrula zinc finger protein XlCGF52.1-like
Exons: 1
Coding region: 1-1158 (385 amino acids)
Biological process (GO): regulation of transcription by RNA polymerase II
Molecular function (GO): DNA-binding transcription factor activity, RNA polymerase II-specific; RNA polymerase II cis-regulatory region sequence-specific DNA binding
Source: RefSeq, a predicted model, not a curated record